Messenger RNA from Thamnophis sirtalis, 3192 nucleotides. NCBI's taxonomy places the organism in Eukaryota, Metazoa, Chordata, Lepidosauria, Squamata, Natricidae. The record is from RefSeq and is a predicted model, not a curated record.
GAAUCCUCUGUAUUAUUUCAACCAAAAGAGAUGGAGUACUAUGGCCGAUGCAGAUGUUCAGCUUUCCCUAUCUUGCUCCUUCCAGAUGUAAAUCCAUUCCCCAGAAUUUCUAGCCUACAGGGCAAAAGGCUGGGUGCGCUGGAAUUGCAACCCCAACACAUCUGGAGAACACCAAAGAAAAGAAGAGUUGCCUCUGGGCCACUUUCAUGAAAAAUACUUUCGGGAAGAACCUUAUGGCAAGAGCCCUUUACGAUAAUGUCCCAGAGUGUGCAGAAGAAUUGGCCUUCCGGAAAGGUGAUAUUUUGACUGUGAUAGAACAAAACACUGAAGGGUUGGAAGGAUGGUGGCUCUGCUCUUUACAUGGACGACAAGGCAUUGUUCCUGGAAACCGUGUGAAACUUCUGGUAGGCCCCGUACAAGAGAACCCAUCUCACCAGGACUUGCCAAAUUCAGGACUAGCAACUCAGUCUCCUAAUCAGCAAAAAGUCUACCAAGUACCAAAUGCUCAUUCCUCUCCUCGGGAUCCCAUCUAUCAAGUUCCACCUUCUUAUCUGAAUCAGGGAAUCUACCAAGUACCCACUGCCCACGAUGUUUACCAAGUGCCUUCAUCUGGGCAGAGAAGUUUUGGUGGUGUUGAUGCAGGCAAUAAGAUUUAUGAUGUCCCCCCUGGAUCAGUUAAAAGUCCUCCACAAGCAGCUCAAAUGAGUGAUAUGAAAUCUCAAGGGAUCUACGACGUUCCUCCCACCAAAGGGAUCUGUACCAAUCCCUCUUCGUCAUUCAGAAAUGAUAUGGAUGCUAGAGACGGAAUCCCUGAUUUGGCUGCUGGCGUAAAGCAUGAAGCGAGCUCAGAAGGUGUAUACGAUGUCCCUCCUUCCACAGCCAAGGCAGCCAUCUCUUCUGAACUGACACCACUCCAACAAGGCCUCUAUGAUGUUCCAGUGAGCCACCAAACUCACUUUGUUGGACAGCAAAUAGUUCCCCAGGCAGAUAUUUAUGACACCCCUCGGGGAAUUCCCUUUCCUGGACAGCAUCUAGCAUUCGGUGAAAGUCUGAAUCCAGAGGGAAAAGAAGGAAUAUAUGACGUCCCUCCACAGGUCACACAGGACAUUAAAAGGCUACAGGAUGUCACCGAUGGGAUAAACCGGCUGUCUUUUUCAAGCACAGGGAGCACCCGGAGCAACAUGUCCACUUCUUCCACAACAUCGAAGGAAUCUUCUUUGUCAGCUAGUCCUUCUCAUGACAGAAGAAUCGUUCUGGAUCCCGACUCGGCCAUCGAGAGACUCUAUUGGAACCAGAACACAGUGGAAAACGCUGUCUCCAGUUUGAUGGCCUUCAUCCAUCCCGACUGGCGGUCGUACGAGAACAUGGAGAAACACAUCAACAAGAUACAUACCGCGGUUGACAAAGUGGAGCAGUCCCUGGUCGACUACCUCCAUUUCGCCAAGGGGGCCACCGCCAACGCUUCCUACCUGCCGGAACUUAGUCUCUACAAUAAAAUGAGGAGGGAGCUGCAGAGGCUGGAAGAUUCCUACCAGAUUUUGACCCAGACUAGCCACGACCUCAGUCAUUGCAGCUGGUCCUUGAAUGUCUUAGCAGUCAACAAGCCUCAGAAUAAGUGUGACGACCUGGAUCGUUUUGUCAUGGUGGCAAGGACGAUCCCAGAUGAUGCCAAGCAGCUGACCACCAGCGUCAGUGUCAACGCUGAGGUGCUCUUCAAACAAGGACCUUGCAGCUCCUCUAUAAAAAACGCACCUGAGGGCAUGAACCCUGCUGCUGAUUAUGUGUAUGAUAACCCUCAGGCUCUAACGUUGCACCCUGGAGAUAAAAACCAGGACCACUGCACUUCUCUAUCACCGCUCCUUUCUAAAAACCAGCCUUACCAAUGCAACAGCAAUAAUAGCUUAGAGAAGAGCUGGAUGGAUGAUUAUGAUUAUGUGCACUUACAGGCAGUUGAAUCAGUUCCAGCGAUUAGAACAAGAAAUCACCAAGCCAGUAGAAAAUGACAUCUCAAAGUGGAAGUCACCUCAAAGUCUUCACCCAACAAAGAACUUGGUGGCCACCCAAGAGAGGCAGCUUCUUUUGUUUUAUUCAGAACAAUGUGAAACUCAUUUCAACUCCCUCCUGAACGCCAUCGAUGCCUUCUUCAGCUGCAUCAGUGCUGCGCAGCCCCCAAGGAUCUUUGUGGCUCACAGCAAGUUUGUCAUCUUAAGUGCUCAUAAACUGGUCUUCAUUGGGGAUACCCUGACUAGGCAGUUGACAACUCAGGAAAUGCGCAACAGCAUCAUGAAUUCCAGCAACCAGCUGUGCGACUUGCUCAAAAGCAUUGUUAUGUCAACUAAGGUGGCCGCCUUGAAUUAUCCUAGCACAUCCACUUUGCAAGAUAUGGUGGACCGCGUGACAGACCUUUCCCAUUAUGCACAGUUGUUUAAGUGUUCUUUGGUUCACAUGGCAUCUUACUGAGAUGUACAAAGAUGGACUCAGACCAACAAAGGAACUGGAACGUGUCUUCUAUAAUAUGUACAGAUUUUAAAACUUGGAUCAUGUAAUUUUUUUUUUCUGUAAAUGUUUUUAUAUGGAAAUUCAUUUUAUGGAUUAGGAAUGACAAAAAAUUUCAGCCGUCUAAAUUUAUUGGUUUUUGAUAUACAUUUAUAAAUAUUAAAUGCAUUCUCAUAUAUGUAUAUGUGGGGGACAUUUCAUAGAAUCUAUUAUGUCUGCACCUUAACAAAAGCAUCCAUCAGUUGUAUAAUGUAUAUAUAGGGGCUUAAUUUUAGUAUACCCAUUAACCUACAUUUCCCUUUUGGGGUCUAUAAUGUAUAUUUUAUUUUAGCUUAAUUAUGUCAUGUAGACAAUGUUGUAAAGUCUAUGGCAACUCUUAAAGUAAAUAUUGUUUUACGUCCAAAGGAAAGAUGCCAACAAACCCUAUCUGGAAUAAUUGUUAGUAAAUAAACUAUACCUCCUUUAAACACUAAUGCUCUGCAAAUUUUAUUUGGAAAUGAAAGCAUGUAUAUUUCCACGCAUUUCAUUUCAGAAUGACUGUCUUAAUUUUAUCUUAGAUUCUGCCGCCCGGAGUCCUUCGGGAUUGGGCGGCAUACAAAUUCAUUAAAUCUUGAAUCUUGCAGACUGCCGUUUUGAAAGAUAUAAAUUGUACACUUCACAAGAGUAAGGGCCAGUAAUUUGGACCUCAAAAAUUGA